AUGCAAGCGGACGAUCAGGAAGAGGUUAUUGCCGACAGCGAAGAGGAAGAUAUCUAUGCUCCAUUGGACACCACUCAUGAGACAAUUGACCAUUAUGAAUCCACCAGAGUAACAAGACCCUCCUCUGUCGAUACUUAUGGGAUCCCGACGACAGAACCCUCAAAUAUUUCUAACUUCACCGAUCUACCAUCCACACUGCUCGCGCGCUCAGACAUAUCCUCAGUUGCGAUUUUCAGCACUGUGGGCGACCUAGCUACUACUACUGGCUCUACUUCACGCCCAAAACCGCGGCCGAUUAAACGGAAAAACGACCUUGACAUCUCGAAUUCUGCAUCCUCGUCUUCCGCACUACCUCUCGUUGUGGAUGAUGACGUCAAGAAGAAAGACCGCCCGCGCCCGCGACCAAUCAAACGGAAACAGUCCACCGUAGAUUCCGACCCUCAUCUCGAAGCUGGAGGUAUCGAAGGCGCUAUUGUUCAACAGACGAAGGAUAACUCUGGGCCGUACGGCAUGGACAUCGCGGAACGCGCGAAAGUGAGACGGCGUACGGCGAAGGAGAAGGCUCUAUCAGUAACCGAACCUUCAUUGGCCAUUGUCCUCCCCCCUCAGAAACAUAAGACAGGCAACACCCACCCAGAACCCUUGGAGGUUAUCGAAUUGUCCUCGGAAGAUGAGCUAUCCAUGGCAGCUCCAGCACGGCCUCGAAAGGGCCCGAAGGCCAAAGGAACUCCUCGAGGGCGCGCCAUCUCUGAUACUGUUAUUAUGGCAAAUCAUACGGCGCCCGUCACUUCUUCUCAACCUACUAUACCAGUCCCUUCAUCGUCCUUAUCUGGUUAUCACCACGCGCCCUUGCAUUUACCCCCAUCCGACAUCCCCGAAUCACCCCUCACUGAACCUGAGCACCCACCAAUCGCGGCGUUGUAUGAGCCAGAUAGCCUUGACAUCGGACCGCAGCUCGACCAAGGACACGAGCCGUCGCUGUUCACUCCCGAACCUGCUGCGCGCAAGCGGAAACGUGGCGUUAUUUAUGACGACGACGAAGAAGACGAGCUCGCCACUAUCAAGCCGCCAAUCCCGACAUUCUUUGCGUCCUCAUCGCCGCCUCUGAACCCUGUAAAACAAUCGAAGACUCCGUCGAAGAAACAGAAAUCUUAUAUUCCUCUUGAACCCCUCCCGGAAGCAACUAAGAAGAAGGCCAAGCCGCGAUCGAAGAAAGAAUCAACGGCUGUAUCAGCCACGGGAGACGGCGGCAGUACUGCACCCAAGCGCAAGGGGAAGGGGAAGAAGAAAAGCGACGAAGUUGCUAAUGUGCCCGACGAAGAGGUGGAGGGUUCCCAUCUAAAUAUGGCACCGCCGUCAAGGUUGAUUGCCACGCCCGAUCCAGACGAUGAUAGCACCGGGCGUGCAAGGGAGGAAGCAGCCCUAGUCAACGGCCCUCCUAACCCGGAAUCCAAAAGGAAGGGAAAUCGUAGUCGAAAAGCAGAAACUAUUGCACCGGAAAUGGCUCUGCCCAGAGUGGAACCCUUUGAAGAGAAUCCACCGGCGAAGGAGAACCAUCCGCCAGUAACGCCGGCCAAACCUCCUGGCAACACUUCGUCAAGUGCAAGUAAAUCGUCGGGAUCAUCUCUCACAUCGCGCUAUUCCAUCGCACCUCGUACGAAAUCCACGCCUAUGUCUGAGCUAAUUCGGCGCGUCAACUCCAUGCCUGGCUCCCCAUUCGCUACUUCGCCAGCUGCCCGAACGGGUUCGGCAUAUUCACCGUAUCUCAAGACGUCUAAGAGUACGUUGUCUAGAAUAGCUCCACUUCAUCCCAAUAGACGAGCACCGCCCCCUCCUCCACCCCCUCCGCCGCCAAAGAAGAAGACCAAGAAGGAAAUUGAGCGCGAGGAAAAAUGGGAAGAGGAGCUGAUUGAGAGCCUUGGUGGGCUGGAUGCUUGGGUAGCUUUGAGCGAUGCAGAUAGGAAAGACCUUCGUCGAGGGAAGUUUGAGAUGGAGAUGAAUGGCUGGGAUUAG
Messenger RNA from Pleurotus ostreatus (oyster mushroom), 2013 nucleotides. RefSeq lists its product as uncharacterized. NCBI's taxonomy places the organism in Eukaryota, Fungi, Basidiomycota, Agaricomycetes, Agaricales, Pleurotaceae. The coding region runs from base 1 to 2013 and encodes 670 amino acids. The record is from RefSeq and is a predicted model, not a curated record. The transcript is spliced from 3 exons.